Messenger RNA from Penaeus chinensis, 1681 nucleotides. RefSeq lists its product as uncharacterized. Lineage: Eukaryota; Metazoa; Arthropoda; Malacostraca; Decapoda; Penaeidae. The coding region runs from base 53 to 1426 and encodes 457 amino acids. The record is from RefSeq and is a predicted model, not a curated record. The transcript is spliced from 7 exons.
ACUCGGAUGGGAUAACAUCGUCAGCAAAAUCAAGGAGUGGUCACUUGCAAUCAUGUUGUACAAAUCUCCAUAUGCUUCCCAAGUCCGGCGGUUCUUGCAAGACCUGGACUUUGAGGUUCUGCAAAGUAUUGCAUCGACUGCGACAGAUAGGAAGAUCGAAGUAUCUUCAAAUAAAGAGGCAAUAGAUGUCAUCCUGCUUCACACGCGUGACCUGGACCGUUUCUUUAGCUAUCGGCGCCUAACAGCUGAGAUAUUCUCUAAGUACCUCAUCAUGUUACAAAUGAGAAAUAAGAAAUUAGAGAUACCAAUGAAAUCAAGCAGAAUGGAAAUGAUUUUCACUAUUAAAGAUUUAUGGGUGAAGUGUGUAAACAGAAACAGACAGAAAAAGAGAAAAGACAAGAAAAGAAAGAAUUUGCAAAAGUUACCUGUAUCUGACCAAAAGCCAAAGGAAAAUGACUCGGUUGAUGAUAUAAAGCAUAUAGAAAUAAGUGUCUCUAUAGCCAGUCAGAGUGAAGUUUUCAAUGAAAAGCAAUUGGUGGAGCCUGGAGAGAGGAAAGAUCUUAAAGAUAACUGUCCCACAAAAAAUAAAUGUAGGAGGAAUCUUAGGUCUGCCAGUCGUGCUGCAGGAAAAUUAACUUUGGGUAUAAAGGAGACUUUUAAGAACAGAGGAGAUUCAGACCUUAAGUCAGAAUUUGUUGGGGAAUCGUCUGUUCAGCAGUCUAGUAAAGAUGUAGGUGAAGCACAAAGACCAUUGAAAAAUCAACAGACUGUAUGUGCAGUGGAAAGAUCAGUGGAAAAAGUGAAGCCACCUGUAAAUGAAAGAGCAGCUCCAAUUAAUGUGACAAAUAUUUUUAAUACUAUAGCAGUUGGUGUGCCAUCAGCAAGCAAUUUUCAGUUCACAUUAGAUACGUCAUUAACUAGCACAUCCAGCACUAGUGUGAGAUCAGAUAAAUUUGCCAGGGAUUUCUGCGAAUGGUUUUACAAAAUGAUGAACAAGCUACAACCCAUCUGUGCCCACGAGGAAGGCGAUGUCUUUAGUGAGCGAGUGUUUGUGGGAAAUAGCUCUGUUCAUAUUUUCAUGAUGUCCAGUGUGGUGGUGGAGAGAAAAGGUACUGAUCAGACUCGGGCCUACCAUAUGCUUAAAAAUACCCUGUUAGAAUUUGAGCUUCUCUUCUCCCCUAAUAUGGAAUCAGGGUUACAAAUAAUUCGAGGUGAACAUGGUUCAAUCAAGGUUUUCUGCUGUGGAAACUUGCACAAGCAUAAUACCUUCAUAGGAAUUUAUGAACAGGAGUUUGAUCUGGUUUUUUGUCCAGUUGAUAAGCUUUGGAAAAUAUUGUGCACAAAACUAAAUCUUAAGCAUGCAACAGUUGCAACUCAGAUGCCUUCUUUACCUCCUUGUGAAAUAUUUGAAAUGAACCCUUCAUAAAAAAUUCUUACAAAAAAAAACUACAAAUUUUUGCUCCAGUAUGUAAAUAUCACAUAAUCAGAGUGAAAUUAUUUAAAUUAGUAUAUAAAUAACUGUUUUGCCAAUAUUUGAAUUUACCCAAUAUUCAUAAUCAGUAAAAUGUAUUGCAGCCAGAAAGUUGGCUUUUACAGAUAUAUUUAACAAUGGUUUUGCACCCUCUCUCUCUCUCUCUCUCUCUCUCUCUCUCUCUCUCUCUCUCUCUCUCUCUCUCUCUCA